AUGUGGAAACGGUUACUAACCACAGCAGUGUCCAUUCCCAAAACCCAGAAAGCUGUUCUUUUAGACACCCAUGGAGGUCCAUUGAGAUACUCCGACAUCCCGGUGCCUACCCCCAAGCCCAACGAGCUCUUGAUCAACAUCAAGUACUCGGGAGUGUGCCACACCGACUUGCACGCCUGGAAGGGAGACUGGCCCUUGGACACCAAGUUGCCCUUGGUGGGAGGCCACGAGGGCGCAGGCGUGGUGGUGGCCAUGGGUGCAAAUGUCAAAGGCUGGAAAGUCGGCGACUUCGCGGGUGUGAAGUGGUUGAAUGGCUCGUGCAUGUCGUGUGAGUUCUGCCAGCACGGAGACGAGUCCAGCUGUGCCCACGCUGACUUGUCUGGAUACACCCACGACGGGUCGUUCCAGCAGUACGCCACUGCUGAUGCAGUUCAGGCUGCCAGAAUCCCUCCAGGAACCGAUUUGGCAAAGGUAGCCCCAGUCUUGUGUGCGGGAAUCACCGUGUACAAGGCGUUGAAGACUGCCAAUCUCUCUGCUGGCCAGUGGGUGUGUAUUUCUGGCGCAGGAGGAGGCUUGGGAUCGCUUGCCAUCCAGUACGCCGCAGCCAUGGGCUAUAGAGUGGUUGCAAUCGAUGGAGGAGCCGAAAAAGGCGAAUUCUGUAAGUCCUUGGGUGCCGAAGUGUACGUCGAUUUCACCACCACCAAGGACAUCGUCCUGGCCGUCAAGGACGCCACCAACGGAGGUCCCCACGGAGUCAUCAACGUGUCUGUGUCGCAGCAGGCCAUGUCGCAAUCGUGUGCCUAUGUCAGAUCCACCGGAACCGUCGUUUUGGUGGGAUUGCCAGCCGGUGCCCAAGUCAUUGCACCCGUGUUCGACACCGUGGUCAGGUCCAUUUCCAUCAGAGGGUCUUAUGUCGGGAACAGAGCCGACACUGCGGAAGCCAUAGACUUCUUUUCUCGUGGCUUGAUCAAGUCCCCCAUCAAGAUCGCCCCAUUGAGCGACUUGCCCAAGAUCUAUGAGGCCAUGGAAAAGGGCGAGAUUAUUGGCAGGUACGUGGUGGACACCUCCAAGUGA
This is a messenger RNA of Suhomyces tanzawaensis NRRL Y-17324, 1074 nucleotides long. RefSeq names its product Adh1p (gene ADH1). The record is from RefSeq and is a predicted model, not a curated record. Gene Ontology annotation, molecular function: oxidoreductase activity; zinc ion binding. The coding region runs from base 1 to 1074 and encodes 357 amino acids. The transcript has a single exon. NCBI's taxonomy places the organism in Eukaryota, Fungi, Ascomycota, Pichiomycetes, Serinales, Debaryomycetaceae.